Messenger RNA from Didymodactylos carnosus, 3611 nucleotides. Lineage: Eukaryota; Metazoa; Rotifera; Eurotatoria; Philodinida; Philodinidae. The record is from the annotation of a GenBank genome assembly.
GCCAAUAAACUAGACAGUUUUUAGGUGGUUUUUAGACAGUUAACACGUUGUCAACUGGCAGUUUUUAGGCAGACUGUAAACUGGCAGUUAAUGAGCAGUUUAUUGCCCGUCUUUUUUCUCCUGGGUCUUUACAAAACAGUUGCCAGUUAAAAUGGUUGUUGAUUACCGCCGAAUACAACUUAUUUAUAUAAUAUCAUCCAACAGUAACGGCGCGCGAGGAAUUGAUGAUAAAAUGUUCUCAAGAUGUCGCAUGUAGCAUCCAAAUCUGAUCAGACGCGAACAAUUACAUAAAAGACUUAGACCCUCCGAAUAUAGAAAAGAACAAGUUACCGCAUUUGGCUGCGUUCUUUUAACAAUUAAUAAGUUUACAUGAUUAUCAAAUUUAGAUAACAGUUGCAUUCCACUCUUGUGAUAUCUCAGAUUUGCCAAGAUCCCAGUUUUGACCAAUAAUUCUCUGGUUAAAACUAGAAUUCCAGUUUUGCCCGGGAAAAGUAAGAUAAGCUUCAAGGUAAUGUAACGUUUGUUUUGACUUACAGGUCAAAGGGUAUAAUAAUGAAAAAAAUGGUCUUUAUAGUUUAUUUCGGAAUAUUCAUCGAGUAAAAGUUUGCACGUGGAGUCAUUCGAUUAAAAAUUUAAUUAAAAGUUCGCAUAAGAAAUUCGAUGCGUCCUAAAAAGCCUGAGAAAAACGUUAUCAUACUCGUGAAAAAUUGUCGACACAAAAACGAAAAAGAAAAGAUAGUUGUAGCACUCUCCUGUUUUAGGUUAUGUCCUCUCGUCCUGACAACAAUUGUGCUUUGAGUGUUUCAGUGAUUUUACUAUGUACGCAAUAUGCACCGCAAAAACACAAAUUAUUAGUAGGUGAAUAGUUAUGAAGAAACCUAAAAAUAAAAGUUUAUCGUUUUAUUUGGAUCAUCCGAUGCAGUGAUUUUCUUGUCUGCAUUUGUUACUCAACAGAAUAGAUAUCAGAAAUUUGUUUAGAAAUCAAAAGAUAAGACAGGUUUUAUCAAAAGAAUAAUGAAGUCUUCGAAGACUUGACAAAAAAGAGUUGAAUUGAAAAUUACUAAACAUGACUGAUACAUUAUGACUGCCUAUGAAGGAAGGAAAAGGAAGGGAAAGGAAAACAGAAGAAAACUAACCCUAGACGAAAUUUUUUUAAUAAAUCUGAUAAGGUUUUUACCAGUUUCUUAAAUAAGAUUCCGCAAGAAAGUCCCACGAAUUCCAUAAGGAAAGUAUAAGAGCCUUAUAAAAAAGUGGUAAGUGUUUCAUAAGAAACUGAUAAAAACUCUUAUGUAAUUCUUAUCUGUUUUAUACGAAUUUCUUGCGAGAAGCUUAUUGGAUUCUUAUUAGAUUCUGAUAAGUAUUUUGUACUAUACAGUAUUUUAUUUACUCAAAACAUAGAUAGAUUAUUUUUUUCAACACAGACGUUAGAAUAAAUCAGGAUAACAGAGAACAAGCAAAAAGUUAUUGAUUACAUUAAAGAACUUUUCAUGUAAAAACUUAAGUUCAUCACUGUUCUGCUUGAUUUGAACUUUUAGGCGUUUAUAUAAAAGAAACUAAAUUUAGAAUAAAAUUUGUUCUAUGUGUUAUUCAAUGUUCUUAUGUAUUGUCUAUAUAAAAGAGAAAACACGACAAAAUGUGCGCGUGGAAAGGAGAAAAGAAAGGAGAGAGAAAAAGAAAAAAAGUAACAGAACAAGAAAAAUGCCUAAAUUUACUAUAGGAAAUCGCAAAGACCGUGACGAUCCUGUCAGAAACUCAAAGUAUAAUUGUAAGAAGCCCGCUGUCGGAUUCGCCGUGAAAUUCUGCAUAUAUCGCCUUAGUUUCAACUAAGUUGAUGCAACGCGGCAAAAGUACGCGUUUUUCUAAUGUAUGAGCAUCACGUUUGUUCUGUAAUAAUAGAAUGUUUAACGAUUGUAUUUCUGGGUAAAAAUUCUUAUUUGAGUGUAUUUCUAUCUCUAUACGUCCAGUCUAGUUAAAUAAUAGAAUAAAGAUCGUAUCAAGGUGCUAGUGGAAAACAAAGUGCAAUCUAUUUUUUCCUCUCUUAUAUAUUUUGUUAUAAGGAUAACAAAGAUUCACUUUUCUCUUACUCUCUCGUCCAGUUUGAAAUUGUCAUUUCUAUAAUAGUACAAGUACAACUAUCUAGGUGGACGAACAAGAGUAUUCUAUAGAUCUAUCGUCAUUGUCAUCAAGCAAACAAUGAAUAGUCUUUGUUGUACAUAUCGUUGUUUGAUCAUGUAGUACAAUGGAAAAGAGAUGAAAAUGAAACGAAAAAUCUGUUUUCUAUUUUUCUCUUUUGUUCAACGUCUGAUUGAAAAGUGUAUAAAUAUAACUGAUUUUCCUCCUCCCUUGUCUUAUCUCUCUUAUCCGCAGAAACACAAUAUGGUGAAAGUAAGUGAAUUUUGUGUAUCUAUAUGUUUGAACUACUAAGAGACAUUGGAAUUAUGUUAGUUCGAAAUGCCAGAAACCUCCUCAUACCUAAUACUUCUUUCUAAUUGUAGCUGUUAAUAAAAUUUUAUUUUUUGUUGUAGUUACCAUUAAUUCUUCUCAGUGUGUUUUUUGUUCAAUUAGGUUUGGAGGAAAAUUCGUAUUUUAUCGUUUUACCAAAGUUGUUGAAGGUCAAUUAUGAAAAUCAAUUGUCGGUAUUGAUAACAACACAAGUUGAACAACCGGUUGACGUUACAUUCGAUUUGGUGGUAUCGAGUCAACAACGAAUUCAAGCUCGUGUUACAUGUCAACCAGGCGAAACGAAAAAUGUUAUUUUAAGUUUGCCAGAACAUUUUCCAGUUGGUGGUGGUGAAUUAACAAUUCGAGGAACUGGUGGUAUUCAAUUUUCACAAAAACGGGAUGUUAUCGUUUAUGAUAAUCGUUAUGUAUUAUUGGUACAAACAUCAUCACCAUCCUAUCGUCCCAGUGAAUUUAUGGAAUUACGUGUUUUGGCUACAAAAGUGCAUUUAAUGCCAAUUGAACGAGGUGUUGUUGACAUUGAAAUAUAUGAUAGUUAUUUAAAAUUGGUUGGCGAAUAUAAAAGAGUAGAAAUUCGAAAUGGUUUAACUGACAUCAUUCGAUAUCCAAUAAAUGAAUAUGUCAAUUUUGGUUCAUGGUUGGUAUCAGCAACAAUGGGCAAUACCACAUCAUCAGUUGAAGUAUUGGUUAGUGAACCAUUAAUACCAUCAUUCGAUUUAAAAGUAUUAUUUCCAAGAUUUUUAUUACGUACUGAUAUAUCAUUUCGUGGUAUUAUUGAAAUUAGUGAUGAUUUUAAUCGUCCAAUGUUUGGUCGUGCUACAAUAUCCAUUGGUCAAAUAACAGAAGAUGUAGCUAGUGGAAAACAAAAACGUGGUACACUAAUGAUGGGUGAUGGUGAAAUAAUGAGACGUGGUUUAAAAACACAAACAAUUGAUGUUGGUGGACGUGUACAACUAAAUUACGAUUUCUUACGAAUGUUUAGUGUUGAUGUUAGCAAAGCAUUGGCUGUCGAUGUUUAUGUUGAUGUUAUUUCACAAAUUUCUGGUCAACAACGAACUGUUAAACAUAUUAUGCUAAUCUUUAAUCGUGAAGUUGUCUAUGAUAUUUAUCCACUGGAAUUUGAAGCUGGUCAAAAAAUGAAUAUCAAGUAA